AUGCGUCUCGAUGCACAAGAAUCUGAUGACGACGAUUCCGAUGAGGAAUGGGAUCCGUCCGAUCGAGUCAGCCAGCGAGAUAUAGCUCGCAUAAGACUGGCGAAUGAGCUAGACCCAUGGGAACGUUGGGAAAAUGCAUGUCAUUCACGAGCCUGGAGGCCUGUUCAUCGGGCUCGGUCGGUUCUUCCUUCGUCAGCCUCAGCCUCGAGUACACCCAAACCAUCAUCGCACAAUAAUGAUCCCAGCAUUGACGAAGUCGAGAACAUCCUUGCACAGUUCCAAAUUCAGCAAAGUGAAGUUGAAAAGAAGGAAAGAGAAGGAUUCCAAAAACGAAAUACAAGCUUGUGGGAGGGGAUUGAGGCGGCCAUCCGACAGGCCGAGCAACGGACCGCAGAUGAGGCCCAACGCCUUGUCGAAGCGCGAAGAAAACAAGAGGAAGCUGAGGCCAAGGCGAGACGCGCCCGUGAAGAAGAACUGAAGCGAAUAGAUGCUGAAAAGCAGGCAGCUCGGGCGAAGCAACUCGAGGAAGAAGCAAAGGCGCGCGAACGGGCACAACAAGAUGAAAAUGAACGCCGAGCGAAUGUGUUCCGAGGUGGUUCUCACAUGUGGCCGGGUGCAAAGACUGAAUAUGCUCACUGGCAGGAGCGCAUGAAGUACGUUAAAGAAGAUGUACUCCCAAGCAUUGCGCAGCGUGCCGAUUGGCGGAAACAAUGCUUUACAGCGAAGCGCGCUAUCACACCCAAAGUUGGGCAGCUCACAAAUUCACAAACUGAAAUCAUGCGCAUCACAGUAGCUAUUUCUGAUAUUUUGCAGCAGGCGCGUGAUGUUCCAGACCACGAUGCUGCGACUCGUUUGUAUUACUGGAUGCUGAAUCAUCUAUCCAAAUGCCUCAUUCGACAGGCUGAACAAGAGGUCGCGGCUCGGCAGGAAACAGCUUUUCCACUUGCACGUCUAAUUAUGGGUCUUUUGCUACGAGGUCACGCGGCCUUGGGUGAUGUGUUCAUGGCUCGUCUCGUGAAAAAGUGUCCGUGGGUUUUAGCGUAUAUACCCGAGCGUGCAUCUCAGGACGAGGCGGUGUACCGAAGGCGCAUAGGCUUCAAGACCCCUGAUGAGACUAGCCAAGCGUACGCGUCGCGUAUUGCUGGAAUUAUGGCUUUGUAUUUUGCAUGUAUCCAAACUUCGCUGGAAUCGGUAAUGGCUAGUGCAGCUCUGCCCACCAGCACACAGCUAAGUGAUGCUGCGAAGCAUAUACCAGUGGAGUUACGACCUGGUCGUCUCUGGACGUGGCAAUCGCGUUCUCUGACACCGCCAUUGGUCGAGCAAGGACUCAUAGUGUCUUUAUGGUGCACAUUCUUGGAGAUUGCAGGCCCUGUCAGCUUGCAGCGCUACAAACGACAAGGAACUAAGAUUCUGUCGUUAUUACUGGAGCAUGGCAUUUAUAAAAAACGUUUAGGAUCCAAGGAGGACAACGAGGUACAACAUGCAGCCUUUAUUCGCCUUACACUUAUUCUCGAAACAUGGAAAAUGAAGCAAACGCUUGUUGAACAUGUGUCACCAGGUCGUGAUAUGGAUCCUUGA
Molecule: messenger RNA, 1578 nt
Organism: Malassezia globosa CBS 7966
Lineage: Eukaryota; Fungi; Basidiomycota; Malasseziomycetes; Malasseziales; Malasseziaceae
Exons: 1
Coding region: 1-1578 (525 amino acids)
Biological process (GO): poly(A)+ mRNA export from nucleus
Cellular component (GO): nuclear pore; cytoplasm; nuclear pore cytoplasmic filaments
Molecular function (GO): translation initiation factor binding; phospholipid binding; inositol hexakisphosphate binding
Source: RefSeq, a predicted model, not a curated record